AUGAAUAUUUACGAUUGGAACUUAAUAAUGUAAUUCCUUUCAUUAAUUCAACCUAUAUUGAUAAUAUGUAUCUUCUCCUUGUUUUGGAGUCUUAUUUAUUAAAUUAUAAGAGAUGUGAUCAAGUUAAAAGACUUUAUCUUGGUAAUGUAAGUAGAUAAUUCAAUGUUCAACAAUAUGGAGUUUAAAGAUUAAUUAUAUAUGAUUCUUCUGCUAUUAACCUUGUAAUUUUGA
Messenger RNA from Paramecium sonneborni, 231 nucleotides. The record is from the annotation of a GenBank genome assembly. NCBI's taxonomy places the organism in Eukaryota, Ciliophora, Oligohymenophorea, Peniculida, Parameciidae.